Amoebophrya sp. A25 is the source of this 4323-nucleotide messenger RNA. The record is from the annotation of a GenBank genome assembly. NCBI's taxonomy places the organism in Eukaryota, Dinophyceae, Syndiniales, Amoebophryaceae.
AGUCCGUCCACUGAUUCUCUACUGCAAUGCAAUAUCAUGUUUGUAUGGCACAAAAAUCUACCGAGAGCGCCUAUUUGGAUAAAGAAUCAUGAGUGCUCAGUUCCUCGCGUCGAAGAUGUUGCUCGGGGCACGCAACAGCGUGCUCAAUCGCGCGAGCGCAGGUUGCUCACAGUUAUUCCGCUUGCUGUUCAGUCUUCAAUCCUUUGCCUCUCCAACAGAAGACGUCGACGCCAAUGGGGCGAGAGGUGAAGGGGAUGGCUCUACGUCAAGAACUGACGGGGCAAAUACAACAAGCGGGAGUAGUACUAGUAGUACAACUAGAACUACUAACAUGUCAUCGUCGACAACAUGCAGCAAUGGCGUUUUUUCUACUGUAGUAGCAGCAGAGCGACUUUGUGUAGCGGUCGAGAGACUUCUCUCCACACCAACCGCGGCACAAUUCGGAGGCGCCUUUGAGUAUCCGGUAUUUUACACCUGCGUUGCUUCAGGCUUGAUUUAUUGGCAGAGGGCAAUCAUGAGCAUCAUCAUGGUGAAAGGAGUGGCACAGGACUUCGAAUUGUCACUAGUGGAGCAAGGCGAAGUUUUGUCGUCAUUUUUCCUCGGCUACAUCAUUGGAGGCUUUACGGCGAGUCGGGUUCUGCAGCGCAAUCCGAUGCCGCUUUACCUUCCGAACUUCAUCCUCAAAUGUAUGAAGAUUUAUGCUUACGCACGACUUCACAAAAGCAGGGACUGCUGAUAGAACAACCUACCAGCUAUUGGAAGCACAAUCGAUAGAUUCCAUACGCGCAGCUGAGUAGCGUGGACAAUUAGUAUUUCACAGUUGUUGUGACUGAGUCAACCCUUGGAUAUAUCAAUCUAUUUUUCUAGCCCGUAAUCAACACUACAACUAGUUUCCUACCUUCAUAAGGCGUGCGAUUGCUUCUAGUGCGAUAUCAACGCUGUUUAUUGCGCUGGUUGCCGCCUCCAAAGUGCAGCUUUUUCUAGCGCGACUGCUGACCGGAAUUGGACAGGGAUUCUUUUUCCCUUCCUGCUACGUUCUCCUGGCGCAAGUGGUAGAGUCACCAUCGAUUAUGGCACAGAUUUUCGAGUUCGAAUUACAAACUCGUUGUGAUGAUUGUUCUUCAAGAAUAUUCACUCUCCGAAUUACAAACUCGUUGUGAUGAUUGUUCUUCAAGAAUAUUCAACAUACAAACUCGUUGUUAUUGUUCUUGAAGAAUAUUCCACUUUGAAGGCUUCCAACUUUGUGGCAGCUUCUAGACCAGAACUUAUUUCCAGAAGAGUGUUGUUUUUCUAGUUAGUAGACACCGAGUAGGCUAACCAAGAAUCUAAUUCUAGAAAAACAACAGCACUUGGUCGUAUGGGAGCUGCAACGCAAGGGGCGGUUGCACUGACGUACUUUGUGUCCGCGGAGAUCCCGGAGUGGCACCACGCGACUGCCAUUGCAGCGCUCUCAGCCCUUCCGUUGUUGUACGCGAUGAUAUGUACGCGCGAGUACAUCGCUUUGCCAGGCGGGAGAAACCACGGUGGCUCGCGCUCGCGAGGUGGAGGAGUGAACACGAGCGAAGCAGCAGACCACGUCGAGGAUGGCGGGAAGAUGACAAUUAUAGGCCGGGCAAUGAUGUCGCCACAGCACUCAAGGAUACCUGUCGGCGGAACGAAACACGGGAGUGGGACAGACGAAUUUUCAAACAUAACAAACAAUGGGAAUGGCAUUAGCAAUAGCAUUACAUCAUCUUCGAGUUCGAGUAAUUCUUCAACAGCAAACAAGAAUAGUAAUCAUGUUCCGGACCCACUCGAGCCGACAACUGGUGGCGACCAAGAGAGUACGACCGCAUCUUCUAUCCCAUCAGCGACAGACGAGCCAACGUCAGAGUUGCAGUCUCAGCAUAGCAGUAGUUCGUGGAGCAGUAGUAGCAGCAGUAGCAGCAGCACGGAACAAAGACUCUGCUCCUCGAGCAGUCCUGGGGAUGUCAACGGUAGAAGAAAUCGAGGGAAUCAUCAGAAAAACGGAACGGCCGCGACAGGACUGACAGGCGGUUCGGGUCCCUCAUCUCCCUCUCGUACCCGAAAACGGGAUCCUGGAGGAGCUUCCCGUGGGUCAAAGAGGAACAAGAACUACAAUAGAGGUACGAGUAGCAUGUUUUCCAGAAUGCGGGACGGGAUUCAGAGCAAUUUCGGUUUUGAUUGGUGGAGGUACCACCCAGUGGACGACCAGCCAGACUGGAUAGCCUUUGCAGGAGACUAUGUGGUCCCUGGCACUGUAUCACCUUACAGUAGUCCUGUGAGAACCCAUGGCGCUGGGGUUGUAGACGUCCUGGAUCAGCAUAGGACGAGCAGUGUGAAAAAAAUCUACGGAGUGGGUGGUACGUUGGGGCAGGAGCAGGAAAUGCAAGCGAUUAAGAUUUAUGUCUGUCAGUUUUUGCUACUUCAUUUUGACCCACACUGAUGCUUCUUCUUCCACAGAUCUGAUAGUCUCCUCAGAUAAAAGUUCUAGGUUUUCCCUCCUCUGAAGUAGUUCUACUUUUCUCUCUAAAGAAGGGUCAAGAACAGCUCUACGGGUACAUCUCCGAUGGGCCAGGUUCAGCGGGAGGGGCACAAUAGCAGUGCGAGUUGUAGUUCGCCAGUCACUCGUGUACUAAGCUAUACCAAGACUAGCGACGAUCAUGGCAGUACCGAAGAGGAGCUUGAAUGCAUCACAGGAGAGGAUGGUAUGAGGAGAAAAAACCCACUCACACUCAAGAAAGUGCUCAUUUUCAACGAGAAAAGGAGCCCUGUUCUGAGCGUGAGUGUGUUUGUCCCUGUCAUAGAGGGUGUGACAAGACCGCCACGGGGGAACAGCAAUUUGACGGCAGAACAGCAGAAAGAAUUGCUCUACAUGCUCAUAACGUCGCGACCCUUUUGUGCGAUCAUGACGUGUCAUUUUUGUCACAAUUGGUGCAAUUUCAUACUUCUCGCAUGGUUGCCAACGUUUUUUGGCAAAAAGAACGUUGUCAUGUCUGCUUUUCUUAUGGCCAGUGAAAAAAUGUGAUGGAAUGAAAGAUCUUUGUUAUAGACGAGAUUCCUAUGAGAGGGCAUCUUUGUCAACAGGUACAAAAUCCUAAUGCGAAUGCACAGCUAGUACGACGUGCACAAUAAAAUCCUAACGCAAAUUCGCGGGUAGUACGCCCAUUCACAACUGCUUUCACGAUUGAAUUCUGGACUGACUAAUGAGACACUAGUCGAGCAACAUACCUGCUUUCUCCUCUCCUAGCUUACCUCGAAGAUUGCAUCAUGAAACACUGCGUUUGAAAAAUACCUCCUUUCUAAUCCCUCCUACCUCCUCUGCGCAAUCGCGGCACCAGUCUUCCCAUAUUACUGUGAACGAGAACUAGCAAAAAAGCGUGAUCUGUGGCACGUGCGACGAGAGCUGGCGGUUGUAGCCCUCUUGUUUCCAGGCAUUUUGUUUGUCGCAAUGCCCUUCGUGCAUGACCCGAGAUUGCAGAGUGUCAUGUUCUCUGCGGUCCUGGUUUGUGGUACCAUUUUCUUAUUCAUACUUACUGAUUAUACUGAAAAGUUUUGCAAUUACUUAUUUACCGUAUAGUAAUGGUAAAAAAGGAAGGACAAAACACAGGUGCCGCAGUCCAUUCUUCGGUCCUCGCCGGUCCGUUAGACCUUGCUGGCGAGAGUUACGUAGGGACGUUAUUAGCGACGACGAACAUGGUUGCCGCAUUGCCAGGGAUAGUCGGGGUGCAGGCAGCAGCCUACUGUAAGGAAUCCUUAGGAUGGAACGGCGUGUUUGUAUCGUGCGCCGUGCUCUAUUUUGUUGCGAUUUCGGUGUACUUGUCAUUUGGCAGUGUAAAGCGUUUGGUGUGAAGCGUUCGGUUCAACCACCUACACAUUUUUAAGAUGAACAACGAACAUUAAUGAACUAGAGAUUAUCGUUUUUAUAUUCUCUACGACAACUUCCGAGUUCACUAUUCACAAAACUAUCGAUAGGGCCCUAAGGUCGUUUCCAAACCAGUUUCUGUUACGCUAUUACAACUACAGAUUCAACGAUGUUUUGCGCGAUAACGUGGCUUCGCUGCGAGACAUCUAUCAAACAAAAUGGUUUGCUUUCAAGAAAGUCAAUCAUGAUACAGGAAUGAAAUGGGGAAACUUUGAAAAUAUUGAUUGAAGAUGAGGUUCUCAUUUGUUCAUUCUAUCGAGACUCAAAGAUUGCGCUGGAAGUGCUGCGCAAUCAAGAAUAUUUUUUGAAUACCGACAAUGAAAGAUAAGCGACAAGAUGUUCUAAAGGACCGUAAGUUGCCGCAGUUAUUCUUUUAUACAGAAGAAAAAGACUUAUCA